AUGAGCGGCGAGGAUGAGGCGUAUCAAGCCGCACUCAAACAGGUUGCGGAAAUGUUCCAGCGACCGGAUCAGCUCGAGAAACUGCCAGAAUUGAAAAAGAAGGCUGAUCGGAAAAAGGCGGCCGUUGAAGCCAUGCUGCGAACCGCCGUCCACAGCCAGCUAGAAGGAGUUCGCACCGCCAUACAACAGCUGAAUCAAGCUCAUGACGAUAUUAUGCUAGUGGAAAACGAGCUUGCUGAGAUUUGCACGCGGUUGAAGCCCUUUCCUGCGCUCAAGGAACGCCUCAGUGAACUACGAGAUGCGAUAGCGCUUCACGGGCAAUACCAGGCUGCAAUGGAGAACCUCAACCACAUCUACAACAUCAAUGAAACUGUAGAAGAAGGCAGGAAGGCGAUUGCCAACAACAAGUUGUUACUUGGCCACAAGCAUAUCAUGGACCUUGAACUUGCGCGUGAUGAGCUGCUCUUCGAGCUCCACAAGAUGCAGGCAACAAAUAAUCAGGACCUGGAUAGGAGGUUGCUAACAAAAUACUUCGAAGAGGUGGACCAUUUGGUGAAAAACCUCGCGGAGGGGAUGUGGUUCAUCUUGGGACGCGCGCUUUCGAUGGUCAAAGGAAAUGAGCAUGGCAAUGGCCCGCAAGAACUUGUCAGCUGUUUGCGGAUUGUCGAACGAGAAGAGCGAAUCGACAAAUAUUAUUUGGAGAGGCACGGCGCAACGAACUUCAUGCCGCCCGGAAGGCCUCGAAAAUGGAGAAAGAAAACUUUUGAGAUAUUGGAAGGUUCCGUAAACGGGCGUAUCGAAGGGAUGCAAAUUGAGGAUCGCACAACUAACAAAAGCUGGCUGGCAAGAUAUUUGGAAGUACUGCGCGUAAACGUACGCGACGACCUCUUGACGGCGCGUACGGCGGCUAUCCCGUGCUUCCCACCGGAAUAUCAGAUCUUCGAUCGCUUCGUCAACAUGUACCACCGAGCCGUCUCGAGGCGAUUGCGGGAAAUUGCCAAUGACGAUUUGCUGAAGAAUGAAGUGGUGCAACUGUUGUCUUGGAUCGGUGAAUACCCGAGCGAAGCUAUGCUCGGAAAUCCACGCUUCAAGCUGAACGUGCCGGCAAUUCUAUCUGAUAUCCCCUUAGUACCGAAAACGACAUUGAAAGAGCUGCACGAUCAGUUCAUCGAAAUGCAGCGCUUGGAAGUUCGCGGUUAUCUGAAGAAAACUGUGGAUCAAGAAAAGGAUGAUUGGUAUAAGCAUAUUCGGCCUGAAGAAGAUUCGUCGAGUGGCAUUUACUAUACGCAAUUGCCCUCGAUCCUAUUCGGCAUCAUCCACGACGCGGUCGAUGUCACCAAACUGAUCUCCGUCGACUUGAUCCCCGCCAUCAUCCACGUUUGCAUCGAAGAGUCGCUCGAGUUUGCCGACCAUUAUCGAAACGCUACCAUGGCCUUCAAAGGAAAAUAUUUUGAAGAAAGGAGCCGUUUCAAGGAAUAUACUUCCACUAUGAUUGCCAUCGCUAACAACUUACAAACCUGCAUUGAGAAUACCGACAAGUACAUGAAGCACAUCCGGAUGUCAGACACGGAUGUGGAGACUGUCGGUUCACUGAGUGGUCGGGCGACGCGAAGAGAAACCCUCGAAAACAUCGACAAGCUGAAUGCCAAGUGGAAUGACGGCAUCUUCAAAAGCGUUAACGGAUUGAUGGAAGAGGUGAUGGCUGAUAUCUCGGAGCACAUGGCUGAGGUCUUCACGAAGAAAUGGCUUCAAUCGUCGACAUCGAUGGAAACGAUCUGCAUAACGAUCCAUGAUUAUUAUGGCGAUCACAGACAUCUUCGCCCAUAUAUUCUUCUAACGCUAAUGACCGAGCUGCAAUAUAAAGUAGUGGCAGAAUACAUCGUGGCCAUCGAGAACAGACGGCUGACGUUUGCUUCGUACGAGGAGAGGGCACUCGCUGGCAAACGUCUCCAAGCCGAUGCUGAACGAAUCAAGCGUGUUUUUGGCGAAAUGGACUUCUCAGGCGGCGCCAACUUUGCAGAUGUUACUGACGAUUCCCGGCUACCGAGUAUCUCCUACAUUCUCACCCAAAUCGCCUCCGUCGUGUCGCUCCGUGACAAAUCCUUAUUGUCACUCGAAGCGACGACUUUUGCACGAAAAUUCCCGGAUUGUGGGGCCGAGUUCCUUGCUGCCCUGCUUUCGAAUCGAGAGGAUGUUGGGCGGAGUGAGGCGAAAACCUUGGCGGAGGAGACGAUGUCGCAUGUGCAAUUCCAUCCCAGGGAUUCGGCGGUUCAGAGGUUGAUGGACGUGGCACGAGCUGGCGGCCAGGCUUGGUCAAUCCCGGUCUCAUUCUCCGCUCAAGAAUCGAAGCAACCGAAUGAGACCCCUGAAGAAUACGCCGCCCGUCUCCGCAGCGCUCGUCGCAACAUUGCCAGUGUUCAAGGCGCUACCGACUAUCAGUCGGAAUGCCCCUCAGCUGGAGCCACCGCCGGAGGAUGCCCGGUCCAGCACCAGGCCCUCGACCCGGCCAACAAUGAACUGGCCCACCCGAACCAGAAACCAGCUCCUGACCAGCCCUUCACUUUAUCCACUAGCCGUCAGAAAUCGUCCAUCCCGCGAGCUGGUACGGAAUCCACUUGGGUUUAUCCAUCCCCUCAAAUGUUUUGGAACGCCAUGCUAAAGAAGGGAUGGCGCUGGGAGGAUGACCACCUCUCGCAAAAAGACAUGGAGAACAUCAUCCGCAUUCACAACGCCAACAACGAGGAGGCCUGGAUGGAAGUGUUGAAAUGGGAAUUGAUGCUUCAUCCGGAAUGUGGUAACCCGCAGCUGAAGAGCUUCAAGGGUGACGCCCAGAAUUUGUCGCCGCGGGCGCGACUUCGUGGUUGGCUGGGUUAUCAACUUCCUUUUGAUCGUCACGAUUGGAUAGUCGACCGGUGUGGGCAGGCUGAGGUGCGCUACGUGAUUGACUACUAUGAUGGCGGGGCUGUGGAUCCGAAGAGCAAACUUUUCACCCACCUUGACGUUCGACCGGCGAUGAAUCGCCCUGGAAACAUCUGGGAUCGCAUGGUGGUCGCUUACUGGCGUCUGAAGUUCGAGGCUGCUGACUACUUUGGCUUCACUCCGUCCUUCCCGAUGCCGCCAAACAAAGGCCACGACGUCCACCAUAUCCCUCCCACCGCCCCGUCCUCA
This is a messenger RNA of Mesorhabditis spiculigera, 3168 nucleotides long. The record is from the annotation of a GenBank genome assembly. Lineage: Eukaryota; Metazoa; Nematoda; Chromadorea; Rhabditida; Rhabditidae.